GAGCCCUCGAAUAACGGAAACUAGCUUCUUUUCUGGAUACUUAAUAUUAUACUUUUAAAAACUGAAACUCUGGAUCCUCUCAAGAACUUUGUUACGCCCCUAAAGGGUGAAAAGGAUUAUUAUACUACCGCUUCAGCUUCUAAAAGAUUACGCUUUUCGCCUCACGCAAAGGGCGGAAUGGAAUCUGAGGCCCAAACUAAAAAGGCACAUGUAGAAAGUGAUGUAGAAGAUAAAAAUUUUUCUUAUCGAAUUGCUAAAAUAAAAAUGGGAGUGAAUGGCCUCAACACGAACGAUCCCGUCUACCACGAGGAAUUAAUUAGACUAAUGCUGCAAUCCCUGCAUAAAUUAGGCUUGAAGAAAAGCGCUAAAACGCUUCAAGCUGAAUCCGGAAUUUCUUUAGAAACUCCAAUUGUGCGGGACUUGCGCGCGCUAAUCAGAAAAGGCACGUGGGACAAAGUUGUUGAGCUGGCCGCUAAGAUCCACGUGGGCACUUCUGCUUCUUUGAGGGAAAUGAAAUUUUUAAUAUACGAACAGCAAUACUUAGAAAUUCUCGAAAGCAAAAAUCUUCUGCAUGCUUUGCAGUGUCUUCGGGAAAAUAUUUCGCCGUUGCAAGUCCACCAAUCACGCGUGAAGCUGCUGAGCAGUUUGCUGAUGUGCCAGAGUUUGGCGGAAAUUAGAGAAAAGGCCACGUGGGAGGGAGCUACCGGCGGUUCAAGGGCCGCACUGCUUAAAAAACUUCAAGUUUUUUUUCCGCCGGCGCACAUGAUCCAGGACGACCGGCUGGACACGCUCAUUCGUCAGGCUGUGGAUCACCAGGAAGAACAGUGCCUCUUCCACAAUUACGAGGACGCCUACGUGACUCUUUACGAGGACCAUGUGUGUCCCAGAAAAGAGUUUCCGCUGCAGUGCGUCUGUGUGUUAAAACAGCACAGCGACGAAGUCUGGUUCGUGAAGUUCUCCAAUGACGGCAGCCGCCUGGCUUCUGCCAGUAAAGACAAGACCGUGAUUCUCUGGGACGUGGCGACCAUGCAAGCAAGCCACGUUUUAAAAAAGCACUCGGACUCUCUUUGGUUUGUGGCGUGGAGCCCCGACGACGCGUACAUUCUUACUUGCAGCAACGACAAGAAUAUUCGCAUGUGGGACACUUCCGAUGCCACGUGCGUACUAACCGUCACUAAACAUGACGGAAGUGUCCAGGCCUGCGCUUGGCUGCCGGACGGGCAAGGCUUUGUGUCCGCCGGGCUUGAGCAGAAGACCUAUCUUUGGAGCAUCGAAGGAAAGCUCAUGAGGACUUGGUCGGGUGUUCGCAUCAAUGACAUGGCCGUUACCCACGAUGGGGAGUAUUUAGUGGCUAUUUGCUAUGAGAAGAAGAUCCGGAUAUACAAUCUUAAGGGGGACGGCGAGCGAUUUAUUCAAGAAAGCUUCUCUAUUAUGAGCAUUGCGUUAUCAGCCGAUAGCCGUUAUGCUCUGGUCAGCUUGCAAUCUCAGCAUAUACACUUAUGGGACCUGCACGAAGCCAAACUCGUUAAAAAGUUUUCUGGGCCUACUCAAGGGCGCUUCGUAAUUCGUUCUUGUUUUGGAGGCCAUAAUGAUUCUUUUGUCCUUAGCGGUAGUGAAGACUAUAAUGUGUAUAUUUGGCACCGACACAGCGGAUGUCUGCUUAAUAUUCUUAAAGGGCAUACCGGAACUGUGAACAGUGUCUCGUGGAAUCCUAAUAAUAAUGGCACUCUGGCGUCCGCCAGCGACGACGGGACUAUACUUAUUUGGGGGGCCAAACCUUUAGAUCAGCCCGCCGGAAAUAAUAGUUCCCAGCAAUGUUUGUUAGAAAAAUGUAUUGUGUAA
Molecule: messenger RNA, 1842 nt
Organism: Zophobas morio
Lineage: Eukaryota; Metazoa; Arthropoda; Insecta; Coleoptera; Tenebrionidae
Product: WD repeat-containing protein DDB_G0349043-like
Exons: 16
Coding region: 178-1842 (554 amino acids)
Molecular function (GO): protein binding
Source: RefSeq, a predicted model, not a curated record